Molecule: messenger RNA, 887 nt
Organism: Zea mays
Lineage: Eukaryota; Viridiplantae; Streptophyta; Magnoliopsida; Poales; Poaceae
Source: RefSeq, a predicted model, not a curated record
AGCGCAGGAGGCCCGGCUCUGUUCUGAUAUAUCGCUCCGCCGCUAGGGUUUUCAGGGAUCCCGCCUCACACCGCCGCAAGGACUCGCGACGGACGGAGCAACGGAGGAAGCAACUACGCGGCAGCCAUGGUCAGCGACUCCCACCUAUCCUCCUUUUACCUUGUGCUUACGAUCUCAGGCCUUUUCUGUCUGCCUUGUGGUACAUGGCCCUGGAUACUCUGUCCCGAUUCGUUCCUGUGUUUUGGUCUAAUUCUGCCAGCUCGGGAUGGAGAGCAGUAAUGUGAACGUUCCGAAAACCAAGAAGACCUACUGUAAGAACAAGGAAUGCAGGAAGCACACCCUGCACAAGGUUACCCAGUACAAGAAAGGUAAGGAUAGCCUUUCAGCUCAAGGGAAGCGACGUUAUGACCGCAAACAGUCUGGAUAUGGUGGUCAGACAAAGCCUGUUUUCCACAAGAAGGCAAAAACAACAAAGAAGAUUGUGCUGAAGCUGCAGUGCCAGAGCUGCAAGCACUACUCUCAACACCCGAUCAAGAGGUGCAAGCACUUUGAGAUCGGUGGUGACAAGAAAGGCAAGGGAACCUCUCUGUUCUAAGCGUAUCAUAAACUUGCUCAGGGUCUCAAGUAUCUGUCAGAAUUUACCAUUACAAACACCCUGUGCUUAGCUUCUGCAUAUGUUCUUUUGUCACAUCUUUUUGGUACGUUGUAGUUUGUAUGAGACCAAGCUAUUGUUUCGUGUUAUUAUUAUAUUUCAUGAAAUUGUCAACAUGACCGUUUGCUUGACUGUAAACAUAGUUCUGAGCUUUGGGCAAACAGUAGUUUAAUUUAUCGUAUCCAUCUUGAGACUGUUGUUUGUUCGAAAUAUAAUGGUGGAAUGACGUCGUUAA